Molecule: messenger RNA, 1680 nt
Organism: Fusarium redolens
Lineage: Eukaryota; Fungi; Ascomycota; Sordariomycetes; Hypocreales; Nectriaceae
Product: amino acid permease/ SLC12A domain-containing protein
Exons: 2
Coding region: 1-1680 (559 amino acids)
Biological process (GO): amino acid transmembrane transport
Cellular component (GO): membrane
Molecular function (GO): amino acid transmembrane transporter activity
Source: RefSeq, a predicted model, not a curated record
AUGUCGUCCAUCAAGGAGAAACAGUCACCUAGUCUGCCUCAGGCUGGCGACUCCAGCAGUAUAAGGUACCAACCUGAAGAAGAUACCGUCCCCACAGGUACCCUUCAUCGGCGCCUAAACAAUCGUCAAAUCCAGCUCAUUGCCGCUGGUGGCUCGAUCGGAACGGCCCUUUUCAUCAGUAUCGGUGGCGGCCUUGCAAAGGGCGGCGCUGGUAAUCUCCUUAUCUGCUACAUCUUCUAUUCUCUCAUUCUUGCCCUCGUGAACAACUCGAUUGCGGAAAUGUCUACCUAUAUGCCUGUUGCAGGCGGCUUCAUUCGUCUCGCUGGCAACUGGGUCGAUGAUGCCCUGGGCUUCAUGGCUGGAUGGAACUUCUUCCUCUAUGAGGCUCUUCUCAUUCCUUUCGAGAUCACAGCCUUGACCUCCGUGAUUGCUUUUUGGGACCCCGACACUCUCAACCCAGGACCUACAGCUGGUGUUUGCGCUGCAGUUAUUGCCGCAUACGCGUUUAUAAACGUUCUGGCGGUUGGAUUCUACGGCGAGUUCGAAUUUUGGCUCUCAGGAGGCAAGAUCGUCUUGAUCUUCAUCCUGUUUGCGUUCACCUUCGUUACUAUGUGCGGCGGCAAUCCUGCCCAUGAUGCCUACGGGUUCCGACACUUUGCAAGUGGAAGCUUCUCCACGUACCUGAGUACUGGACCCAAGGGACACUUCGAAGGAUUCCUAGCUGCUUUGUUCAGCGCUGGGUUUACGAUUGUCGUUCCCGAGUAUAUCUCAAUGGUGUCAGCUGAAGCCCAACGCCCAAGCAUUUACAUCCGAAACGCAUUCAAAACUGUGUACUAUCGGUUCUGCAUCUUUUUCGUCUUUGGCGCCCUGGCUGUGGGCAUCUCGUCUGCGCACGAUGACCCUAAAUUAACCGAGAUCUACUUUGGAAGUGGUGGCACCGGAAACGCAGCCUCCUCUCCGUACGUUAUUGCGAUGCAGAACCUAGGUAUCAGUGGUUUGCCCCAUGUUGUCAACUUCCUGAUCCUUACCUCCAUCUUUUCUGCCGGCAACACCUAUACAUAUGCUGCUACCCGGGCCCUCUAUUCACUAGCCCUUGCCGGACGCGCCCCUCGAUUUCUUACCUACUGCAAUCGUCGAGGAAUUCCCGUAUGGUGUUUCUGCGUCACCAUGCUUUUCCCGUUUCUUAGCUUCCUUCAAUGCGCGAACGGAUCCGCUGAGGUUUUGAACUGGCUUGUGAGCAUCGUCACCGGUGGAGCUCUUAUCAAUUUCCUUGUUAUUUCUAUCACUUUCAUCAACUACUAUAAGGCGUGCGUGGCUCAAGGAGUUGACCGUAAAACGCGGCCCUACUACGGAUACUUUCAACCCUACGGCGCGUACAUCGCCUUGGCUGUACAGACCCUCAUCAUCCUGACAUAUGGGUACUAUGCUUUCAGACCUACUUGGAGCACCGAAAUAUUUUUCCAAAACUAUUCUAUGCAGAUUUUGGCGGUUGUCUUGUUUGUUGGAUGGAAGCUUGUCAAAAGGACUCGCUAUGUCAGGCCCAUUGAGGUUGAUCUGGUUUGGGAGCGGCCUGAAAUUGAUGCCUACGAGAACUCUCUUACUGAGCCACCGACCGGCUUCUGGGAGGAAAUGGGCCACCUCAUCGGCAUUAGAAGGGGGAAGAAGACAUCGCAAGCCUAG